AGUGUGAAGACAGAGAGCAGAGACAGAAAGCAGAAGGAGGCGGCUGCAGCCUUUGUAGUCGGAGAGGAAUGCGGAAAUGUUGAAGCACUGUGUCAAACUUUUUUGAAACGGGGUCAAGUCACAUUCAGCCAGCGUGGGAAAGCAAGGGGAAAAAAAAAGUUGAGGAGAGGGAAAAAAAAAAAAAAGGCAGCAAGCUGCUGCUGCUCCCAGGCUGAACAGAGGCCGAGGGAGAGAGCGAGGAGAGGCACCGCAGCGCCGGGGGCGGCGGCGGAGCAGCGGCAGCGCCGAGGGCCGGUGCCCGAGCCCCGCACCGGCAGGCUGCAGCCGGCGGGGCUGCGGUCGCGGCGCUGCUGCUCCCCAGGGGCCGCCGGCCGCGAUUUUUAUUUCGCGUUUUCAUUUUCCCCGGACAGGGUGGGGGCGGGAGGAACGGGCUGGGAGACGAGUGCGAGCUGCCUUCUGCGCCAAGGUGCAGCCCGGCGGCGGCAGGAGGAUGCGAGCCGAGAGCGGCCGAGCCGCGGAGCAGCUACCUGUGUGGCCCGGGCGGCCGCUGCCGGGACCUGCCGGAGACAUCGCCAUGUGAAUGGGCAGACCCCGGGCCGGCUCUCCACCCCGCCUUGCUCAAUGGGAGGUGCUUUGAGGCAGGAUCUUGUCUCUUGCAAUGCAUUCAUGCAGGGCUUAGUACAGAGGAGAGCAGACCAAGGCUGAAACCUCCAAAUGCUGUCAUUUGCAAAUAAGUAACACUAGUAAAGCAUGGGACAUAUUUCCAAGACAACCUUCGAGUCCUUUAAUUCUGACAUAAGCUCCUGGACAUAACUUCCUCUCACACAUGCAUGAUCUAAUUGGCUUUAUACAGACAAUGCUCCCAAAGACUGUAUGAUAAUUCCUGGUGGCUGAGAGAGGAGGCACAUUGGGGCCCAUACAGAAGAAGAACGGGAACAGGAGGGUGAGAGCAUCCUGCUGGCCCUCUGGCAGAGGUGCCAACUUUGCGGUGUAUCUGCAACGCACACAAACUACUAGUUUUCAGAAAGCGAGCAAGACUGAGAGCUGCCCCGAGGCACUUGGAGUAAGAGGAGUGGUGCCAGCAUGGAUAAGGACAGCACAAACCUGGCUGACCAGCAGUAUGAAUGUGUGGCUGAGAUUGGGGAAGGAGCCUAUGGGAAGGUGUUCAAAGCCCGAGACUUGAAGAACGGAGGUCGCUUUGUUGCACUGAAGCGGGUGCGGGUGCAGACCAGCGAGGAGGGGAUGCCGCUGUCCACCAUCCGAGAGGUGGCAGUUUUGAGGCACCUGGAGACGUUCGAGCACCCCAACGUGGUCAGAUUGUUUGAUGUGUGCACCGUGUCACGAACAGACAGAGAGACCAAGUUAACGUUAGUGUUUGAACACGUGGAUCAAGACUUGACUACUUACUUGGAUAAAGUUCCAGAGCCUGGAGUGCCUACUGAAACUAUAAAGGAUAUGAUGCUUCAGCUGUUUCGGGGACUGGAUUUUCUGCAUUCACAUCGUGUCGUGCAUCGGGACCUGAAACCCCAAAAUAUCCUUGUAACCAGCAGUGGGCAGAUAAAGUUAGCUGACUUUGGCCUUGCACGGAUCUACAGUUUUCAGAUGGCUCUUACCUCAGUGGUCGUUACUUUGUGGUAUAGAGCUCCUGAAGUUUUGCUUCAGUCCAGCUAUGCAACACCAGUUGAUCUCUGGAGCGUUGGCUGCAUAUUUGCAGAAAUGUUCCGUCGAAAACCACUCUUCCGUGGAAAUUCAGAUGUUGAUCAGCUAGGAAAAAUCUUUGAUGUAAUUGGACUCCCAGAAGAAGAGGACUGGCCUAAUGACGUUGCCCUUCCAAGAAAUGCUUUCGCUUCCAGACCCGCACAACCUAUUGAAAAAUUUGUACCAGAUAUUGAUGAACUGGGCAAAGACUUGCUUCUUAAAUGCUUAGCGUUCAAUCCAGCCAAGAGAAUAUCUGCCUAUGUUGCCCUCUCUCACCCCUAUUUCCAUGAUCUGGAGAAAUGCAAGGAGAAUCUGGACUCUCAUAUGUCAUCCAGCCAAAACUCCAGUGAGGUGAAUGCAUCAUAAUGCUGACUGAAGAUGAACCAUAAAUGAACAAGAUGUGUAGCUGACAAGGCCACUGUACCAUACAAACCACAUAGCUGUUCUAGCGAAGAUCGUUAUUUGGAGGUUUUAUGCACUUAUCUUUUAUUUUGAGAUUGUCAUAUGCUUAUCUAAGGGAAUCAAUCUAGUUUACUUUCAUCAGAUCAACCCAAGGGCCAAGGCUUUGACCUGCUCCUGUUGCAGCUUUAUGUUUGUUUUGGUUUUGUUUAUCUACCUGGGAAAACUCCAGACGAAGAGAAGCUGCUGACCGGUUUUCCUGCCAUUUUAUCCUUUUAAUAUUGAAUGCUGCCAGUGUGGAGUAGGAUGAUCGAGUCACUGCCAAAACAUGAUGCAAUCUCUCUCUCUAGCUGCUGAAGCAUGAUUUGGUACUUUUAUUAUUAUUAUUAUUAUUAUUAUGUGAUUUCUUACAGUGAUAUUUAAACAACGGCAUUGAAAUAUCAGAUCUCUGCAACCUGCAGUUAACUGGUAUAUGCAUUAAUACAUCCAGCUACUGUUCAUUCAUAGCAUAUAUGCAGGUGCUUCUCCACUUGAAGACUCGGAUGGAUUGUUUUAUCAUUUUAUUGCUCUAUAAAAAUAACGGUGAUGAUGAUGGUCAUAAUAAGUGUCUCAAAUUUUAGUUUUUUUCAUACACAAACAAGUUAUUGUCUGGCUAUGUUUGUGUGCAUGCCACGAAAAACAAGUCUUUUAAAAAACUUCUGAAGUCCUGUUCUUAAAGACUCUUUCAGUUUCCUAAUGGUCAGUUUGUGUUGAAAUCCAGGCACGUUCUAGCCCAUCACGUAACCCAUCAUUCCUCUCUGGAAACAGCUGCAUGUACAUUUUCUUUUAUCUUGUUCCAAAUUUCCUGAUAUGUAGCUCAAACACAUGAGCAGAGCCAAUGAAAAUCAAUACAGAUUUUUGCCUUCAACCUGUUCUGAUGAUCAGCCAAAAAGGACAAUAGAAUAAAAUCCUCUUCUGAAGCAGAGAAUCCUAUACCUGUAAUAAGCACAGAUACGUAUUUGUGCUGAAUUGUAUGCUGUAUACUGCGCUGCCUUACCUGCAACACACCACCAUGCAUCACAAGUUCAUGAACAUUACUGUCACGAAAUCCCUCAGAUGUCAUUUAUUAAGCAGACUUGUUUUCUAUGCAGAAAUGCAUGAGCUUCUCUCCUAAACCACCAUGUGGGUAUACUGGCACAUGCUUCUCCACUAGGGUUAAUGUGCCAUUAUUGAAUGUCAAAAUAACCAAGCAAUUCACAUGCCUUUAUAGCACAGUUAUUUUAAAUAUUACAUUAAAUUUUUAUAUUUAGUAUUUUUACCUUAACUAAAAUAUGUUUUCAGUAUUUUAAAAAAGAAGCUUUUAUUUUUUUAAUACUGUACUGGUUAAAAAAAAGAAAAAAAAAAGAAAAAAAAAAAGAAAUAUUUUAAAUCCAUAAAAGCUGUUCCCUAGCAUGAUUUUAGUGCAUUUACCUGGAUAUGACUUGGGGGAAAAUAUUGGUCCAACGAGUUAGCCCUUACCGUAAAACCAUAAAUAUACACUAUUGCAGUAUAUCUGAUGAUAAGUGAGGCAGCUAGCUUUGCUUACCUCUGUGACAGUCCCUUUGGCUUCUCUCUUCUUCAUCUCUGUUUCAUCUUGUCUAGCUAGUGAGCCAGCACUAUAUCCUCAUUCAGAGCAUGCUUGGCAGAAACAGGUCCUUAACACUGGGUUGAGCAAUAUAAUUUUUCCAGCUGUGGCAUGGGAACUUGUAGCCGUCUCCCUGGCAGGUUUCUCAGUACUGUGAUAGACUGGCUGCUGUGGCAAACUUCACUGUUCACUCUCUUCCAGGUAUCUGCGCUGUCUGGGACAUGGCCCGUUGCUAGGAUAGCGAGUGGGUCUUAUCUGUCGCUUGGAUAAAGCUUUUUGUUACUGUUAGACACAUAGCUAUGCUAUAUAUGGUUAAAUUUCAUCUGGUUCAAAUAAGCCAGAUUUUAAAAGGAUGACUUGCAUGCAUGCAUGCAGCAGCCUGUGCUUUUCUUCAUGCCCAGAAUGAUGCCUAUGCAAAACUUACCAGCAUGAACAGGCAAGUUGCAAAUUAGGCCUGGCAAGAGCAUGCACGAGGCACCCGCACACAGAGAGACUACAGAUGCAUAACACAAGAAUUUUGGAAGCUCUGUGAGCAGCAAGCUGAAGGCCAGGGAGCAGCCACAGCAGCUAACCCUCUAAUCUUGGCCUUGCCUCUGUCAUUCUCGCUGUUUCGACCUCCAAGAGGAACUGCGAGCCCACCGCACUGGUGUUAUCCCAGCCCUAUUCCUCCAUGGGUCAAUAGACUGAGUGUCAACGGGUUUGAACUUCCGUAGAAAAGGAUAGGCCAAAGUGAAAUUUUUGCUAACCAUUUUUAAACACUAAUUAGAACAACAGAGCCAAAAUUCAGAAGAAUCUUGUGACAGUAACAAAUAGAAGAGUUUUCUACACAGUUUAGCACUUGUAAAAACAUUCCACAUUUUACCUAGCACCCAGCUACCAUACGUACGUUAUCAAGGCGUUCAGCUGGUGUGGUUUCCAGCAGCUGCCAGGAAACUCUCCUAGAGUUCUCCAGCAACUCUCAUCGGUGAAAACGUAGGGGAGGAGAGGAUACUUUCAAAUUAGGCUCAAAACUCUUAGGCGUGUGCAUCUGUUCCAUGUUAGAAGAGCUUUAUGUAUUAAGCUUAGCAAAGCAAAGGCUAGAAAGAACAUUAUUGCUGAAUGUAGGUACAUUAUUAGGGUAAAGCAAAAAGGAGGGAAGAGAACACUUUAAGCCAAAGGUUAGUGUUGUCCCCAAAACUAAUGAGAAUACGAAAAUUACAAGAAAGUUAAUUACUGGAGCAGUGUGUCCCAAUCUGUAGUAUCAGAAGAAGAGCUCAGAGAGCAAGAGGGAAAAGGAGAGGUUGGUUUAAAGAGUCAGAAGCAGAGCUUCUGCAACAUGGUGCUGUAUGUUGCCUAAUAAAGAAUCAGGUUAUAAAUGAGGGUAUUCAGGAGAACAGCUUGAGAAGGGCUACAUUAAUGCUUAUGUUUUGGAACAUCCUUCGAGUGGCACUGGCAGGAACAAAACAAGAAAUCUAUGUUGUGUCUUGGCAGGGUAAGGGAAAAGAUUUAUCUAAUGGGGGUUCCUUGUGGUAGGAAGGGCCUAGAUUCGAAGGAUCAAUGACUUUUCAAAUGACCUCCUUUUCAAAGUCUCUUUAGGAAGAAAUUCCAUUUGACAUGGCGUAGGCUUACUCUUGUUCCAGUCUUCCCUGCCAAACUGUGGGGCCUCACUUACACUAGUGAACUGAGAAAAAGCCUGUUUUCUGGCUGGGCAAGGUACUGGCACUGGCUAAAAUCAUGCCAGGAAUCAUGCUUAUUGUUAGACAGUACAGACAGUUGUGGGAGUGUGCUCAAGCCCAUGCCUUUGCUGUUUUUAUUUUACUGGUAUAGCUCUAGUAUUUGAGUGCCUUUACUCAUUACUGCUGUACAUGCAGGUCAUAGGAACUGUGCAUAUGAAAAGCAAGUGCUCCUUAAAACACAUGUUCCAGACUGUGAUGAAAACUCUUUGUACACCCUUUAAAUAAGACUUCAGAGUGCAAUUCUUCUUAGCAAUAACUAUGCCUGUAUGCAUUCUACAGGAGCAGUUGAACAGCAGUUAAAAACCACUAAAUAACAAAAAAAAAAAAAGUUAAAAAUAAGUAUAGAUGUUUAGCUCCUAGAGCACCCACAACUAGGCACUGGGCUCUUCUCAGCAGAGAACAGAGUGUUCUAAGUAAUGGAAGGAGCAUUUUCUAUCUCCCACCAAUCUUUUUUCUUAGUCACUACUACAUAACUCUGCGGGAGAACCAGAUAGCCAAGGAAAAUAUUCACCAAAGCCAGCUAGAGAAGUGCAAAGAGCUGAACAAUAGCAAUACAUCUGCAGCAGCCCUUCUCUCUCCUCACCUGUCUCCACGCUCACUCUAGCUCUCUAGUUCUUCUUCAGCUCCCUUAUGGAAACAGGUUUCAGAAACACUCACAGGUGCUAUUUCCAACAAGAUUCUUCCCAAUUUUCAAUAGCUACACAGUGUCAGUGUCCCCUACAUCCCUGUUACCAAGUGGUGCUUCUUUUAGUCCAACAGCCCAGAACCGAUGGUUAAAAAAGAAUCGCUGUGGGCACCUCCUUGCUUACCCUUAGUUUUGCGUACACCUCUAUUGCCUUCUGUGUGCCAAAUAAAAUUCUAAAAAUAGGGUUUGUGCAUAUUUCUGUGUAGGCUAUGCCCACACUCCAGGUUUUUUGCAGCCUUUUAAUCCACAGUGGUAAAGGUCAGUGUAUCUUUCUGUCAGAGUACUUCUCUUUCUGUUCUAAAAUACGCCAAAAAAUGAGGAAAUCAUGUUCGCAAAAUAUUGAAAUUUGGUGCUAUAUGUACAGAGAUUUUUACAUGAAAGGUGUCAGUAAGUUGUAGCAUUUGAGCAUCUUCUGCGUGGGGGAUGGUAUCCAGUGUCGUAACUCUUAUGUGGUUUUUACACGUGGUGGUUCUUUUGGUCAAUAAGAAGAAAAUACUGUGCCAUGCUACUUUUCACAGAUUCCCUCACUGUCUUUGAGAAGCAUGUUUUUAUACUUAAAAUUCUCUCUGCUGUUAGGUAUUAGGCCAACUUUAAUAUGGAAAAUAGAGAGAAAACAUGCUGUUCUGGUCUUUUAGCCAAUAAACUUAGAGCACUUAUCUGACUCACAACUGAAACCACAUCAGUUGUCAAAUAUGUAUAUGAAUCAUAAACCACACAGUUUGGUUUAAAAGGCUACAUAAAUUAAUUAUGUUCCAUGUAUAAGACGCAGUUGAAUAAUGAGAAUGUUUAUUCUAAGAACUCUUUUUUAUAGAACCACUUGGAUAGUAUUUUUCAUAUACAGUAGUUUCAGGAAUAGAUUGAUUUUAUCUAUAAUGUGAAUUAGAAGAUACUAGGUUAUUAGAGUGAUUUUGUUGUGUUAUGCUUGAAGCUUGAAUUGAUCACAAGCUUAGGAACCUAACAUAUUUAUUUUAUCGCUACAAAACUGCCUCUAAAUAUCAAGAUCUUUUUUUGAUGUUAACAGGAUUCCACAGUUCUCUUAGUGUGUAAAUUAUUUUCUUGAAAUUCCUAUAAUAGAAAAAGCAUUUUUCCAAACUGCAGUUGUGUGGGAAAAUUUAAGAAAUAUAUUUUUACUUUCACAGAGAAUAAUAACAUGUUAUAUGCUGAAAUCUUCAAUAACUGACUGCUAAUAAGCUAUUGCUUUUACUUUUUUUUGAUUACUAAGUAUUGUAGUAUACAGAUUACUUUCUAUGAAGAAAAUAUUCAGAAACAAGUAAAUGGGAUUUUAUAUGUUCAACCUCCCAAGUUACAUUUUUAUAGCCCUUUUUUUUGUGCAAGUACAGUUCGGGUGUGCAAAAACCCAAGUACUAUUUUAACAGUCCAACAGGCUGUACAACUCAAAUAGGAGUUUUAUUUGUGAUCUAUUUAUUUUAUUACAUACUUUUGCUUUGCGAAUUGUUAGGUAAUGGCUGUAAUAUAAUUCUAGUUUCUGAACCAAACUCUGUAACCAUAAAAUCCCAGUAAGUUAUGUAAAAAAUAAGUAGCUUUCUCAUCAAUUUAAGUGAACUAGGCCUCUGAAAGAAGAAAGAUGUGGACCUAAGAACUGACAAAUAUACUUUUGCUAAGUGUUAUUUCUUCCCUUUAGUUUGAAGCUUAGCAAGAAUUGUAUAUGAAUAUGCAAUAUAUACACAAUAUAAGAACCAUAAAAACCACUUAGGAGUAGUGUGCACAGAUAAUACAAAAAAUAGCUCAUUAGAUUCUUACAGAAACCAACUAAAAAUCAUUAUUUUAUCUGUAACAUUCAACAUUUUGAACAGAUAUAUUUUCCCACUUUAAAAAAAUCCUGAAAAUUAUGUGUAUGUUUUUAAUGCAGACAGUGAAAGGCACCCAAACAGAACUGAAUCAAAUAGGAACUUGUUCUCACAAUUGAUUCUGCAAGGCCAAGUAGAUACCAUCAGUUCUGUAUGUGUUCAGUGGAAGCUGAAAUUAGCCAGCACCGUGCUUAGAUGAGCCUGUUGAUUUCUGGGCAGAAAAGCCCAAGGUUGCUGUGAGCAAGUUAGUGGAAAGUUUGCUUUGACUUAAAUAAAGUCCUUUGAGAGCUUCUGCAAUAUUCGAAUGUCCAGCCUUUAUUGGAAGACUGUGAAAAACAGCUAAGAUAAACCAAAACACCCUAACCGUAUGGCAUUAUGUCCUUCAGAUUAAAUGUUUUAUCUGCAUUAGAAUAUAUUGAUGGGCUUCGUCCAGCCCAGUGUCAAUGAGUCUUGUGCAUGGCUAGAGAAAGUAAGAAGAUUCUGCUAUGGAUAUUUUGUUACUGGGAGAUUGUAGUAGAAUAGAUUUUUUGUUUCAAAAAAAAAUCAGACAAAAGAUAUUGCCUCCUUUUAAAACAAGCAACUGACAUUUAGUAAAGAUAAAAAAUGAGAUUUUAAGGAACCAUUGGGAAAAUAUUGUUGGGAUAAGGGAAAAGGAGCGUAUUUACAAUGUGAAAAAUGUAAAUUCAAGUAAUGUGUAUUAAAUAUGCAUUGAAAUGGACACUUUUUCACUGACCUUGAUAGGGUUUUGUGGAAGAAAGGAACCCACGUAUUGGAUUUAUUCUAACUACCAUUUUAAUGUUCAUUUGCACUAAAGCAACCAAUACUAGUUGACUGAAAAGAGAAGGGAAAACAGGUAGUAUCUGUCUUGUGAUUUACUUUGCUGAUGCCUACAUGGAUAUGCUGUAGAGCUCUCAAGCUCGCUGUGCAUUUUUGAGUGAGCUAAACUUGCAUCCAUGCUAUUUAGCUAUCUGCACCUUAAACCCAUCUACAUGCCCAAAAAAAACACAUUUCCUAGUGUUUACAUGGAUACUUGCUCCUAUUGACAUGCUCAUGUUAAACUCAGGCAGAGAGCAGUGUCUCUGCCACUGAAUGGAAAAUUAAUUUUCACAGACUGCCAGCUUCCUUGGUGCAAUUACUGCUAAAGACUUUGUAGUUAAUGUUCCACAAUGUGCUGCCUUUCCUCUUAUUCCAUGUUUCAUAUGUAUGUCAUGUUAUACAAAUCCUCAGCCUUUAAAAAACAAACAAACAAAACAAAACAAACAAACAAAAAACCCAACAAAAACAAACAAACAACAACAAAAAACAACCAACCAAAAAAAAACACAAAAACAAAACCACCAUUCUUGAGUGUUAGGAUCAAUUCUGAGUAGCUAGAUGAGGGAAGAAAAUUGUGAAGUGCUGCAAAGAUAGCAAGAAUGGGCAGAGAUUAUGACAGUUCGGAUAAUUUUGGUGAGUGAAUCUGAAUAUGUGGAAAAGUUAUGUAUAAGCGUAGGGGGAAAACUUUUUUCCACGUUUUGCUUUCUCUUGUCAUUCACUUCUAUAAGCAUGAGAUGAUAAAGCAAGACUCAUGCAUGGGACUUUAGUUCCAGGUUCUUAUUAUGCCAACUCAAAUCACGAGUUUCAGAGCAGAUUUUUUAACAUAGCAACAGCUCUAUUUUCAAGUCAGAGUUUGCAGAAGCUAGAGCUUUUUCUUUGCAGAUAUUAAAAAAAAAAGUCUUAUGAGACAGCUUGAGAGCAGAUUAAGCUGGCCACACAGACACUGCCUGUCGCUUGGCUGCAGACAUGAGGAACAUAUAGCUCUAAUGCAGGAGAGCCACUAACAGCGUCCAUUAGUGUGCCGUGUCAUUGUGCAAUGCGAGAUGACUCAUGCCGCAAAUUGAAAAUCCUUGGCCAAUCCAAAACGGCAUGGUUUUGAGCACCUGGAUUUUGAUAAGAUUAUCCACAUGCAGGUUUUGCUGGAUCAGUCCACGUGGUUCAUCAUCUCAGAGGAGCAAGUCUGAGCAAAUCUGCUGGUGUAAGUAAUACUGCAGAACCAUCUGCCAUGGGAAAAAAAAGGCUUUUUGUAGGUUGUACAGCAGAAACUGAGCUUUCUGAGCUGCUGUGCCAACUUGAGAGCCACUGUUAACUAUUGUUAUGCCAUCUCCAAAAAUACAGAAUAUUAUGGCUAAGUAGCAUUUUGUUGUGUUUAGUCCAUAUGUGGAGGUGGCUGCAUAAGUGUCGGCAGAGAGCAGCUAAUUUCGAUCCUAGCAUUAAGUGAGCAACUAGGCUUGGCACAGAGACAAAUUUCACUGUUCCAGGAGUGGGAAACCCCUAAUUCUAUACAUAAUGUGAUAGGUCACCUGGCCACUCACGCUGUCGGUUCCUAAUCCCAGAUCAUCCUACUGUGACACUGUUAAAGAAGCCCUGGGGAGUCUCCUCCUCAACAGUCUUGCAACACCCUGCUUCCUCUCGCUGCAGUGACUCCUAAUUACCUGUCACUUGUAUCUGACUUGUAUCUCUAUACAACAGUAGAAUAUGGCAAAGCAUGUGCUACUUUUACGCCCUUUGGUUCAAGCAGAGAUAAGCUAGAAUAGAAUAGAUUGAACAUAAUGCAUUUGAUCAGCCGUAACAAUUUGUGAUACAGAAGACUAUUUACUAAGUACAGAAGAUCCCUGGACAACUGUCUUUGAUGAACAUGUUUACAAGAGCAGCCACUGAUGCUUCUGUUGUACAGAAGUUUUUGGCAGAUAUGGACAAGACUAGCAGUGCCAACAUCCUACUGCUCACCCCUCUUCCCUUCCCCUUCCCUGAGAUCACUAUUUCCAGGGAAGGGUUUCCUCCCAGCAUGAAGCAGAACAACUACGAAACAGUUCUUCCUGAUACGAAGGUCCCCAACUCUCAAGAUUACUUGGGUGCAUGGAGACAAUCAAGCUCAUCCCUUUGCUUUUUGCUUUGGCAGUUUUGAGUACAGAGCCCUGCCACGAGUACUAGGCACAGACAGGCCUUAACCCCCAACAUAUUCUCAUGAGGAAAAGUCUUUCCAGGACCUAGAGGGGACGGUAUGCUUACUGUUUCUAAGACAGUUGACUUUUUUGCAUUUUAAAGAGCGGUGUUCUAAGAACUCUCCUAAGAAACCUCUCUCACUACACAAAAAGGAUGACUGUGAAUUCUGGACAUGCUGUGGGAAAAGACAAAGUGUUUUCUAGGUGGAUGAUGAUGUAUCACAAUCAUCCUUCAUUGGUGAUAAAAGAAAAAAGAAAGGAUUCAAACUAUAGCCUGGGUCUGCAAUGUACUUAAAUAAGAACUUCUCAGUCUUUGUCCAGCGAGGUCCAAAAUCCAUCGUGAUGUCUUGCAGGGACUUUAUCUUGGAGUCCCUUGUAAAAAGGUGAUUAUAACCAUGGGUUGCAACUACAACAGAAAGUACAUCAGAAAUGGGAUGCUGACAAGAAGUUUGCAGAUGCAGGGUUCUGCAAGGUGGUUUAUAUAAAGUUCAGUGGGUAUGUGCUUGUCUGAAAGUAUGGAUUGACAUGCACAUUUUGAACUGAAGUUACCUGUCAUGACAGAACUGCAGUGUCAUGAGAUUAGAGGCUGAAAAGACUACGAAGAUUGAUCCGUCAUUUCCUUUUUCUCCCUAGAUGUCUGGCAACCCGGUGGUUUUCCAUCUUUGUUUUGAUUUUAUUUCGCCUCCACCACCACCAUUCUCCUUCCUACUGUGCAUAAUAAACUGAGUAGAAAAGCUUAGCUCUAGUUUACCAGAGCAGGCCAGCACUGACUAUAAAUUCUGAUCGCUCUCUGUUGGUCAGUAUUAGGUGAAUCAGUUGUCUCUGUUUAGAGUCCAACAGAAUUCAAUAUCCAUGGCACCUUCCUUGCAUUCAGCACUGUCAAACCACCCUGCUGUCAUUCUCUGCAAGGCUCAAAAUCUCUUUUCCUGAAGACUGAAUUCCUCUCUCCAUCCCACCUAGAGUCACAGCAAUGUGGGCAAAAGACAUUUCCAUUAUGGCGGUGCUUUUCAGUAAGGAAUGAGAGAUGGUUCCAAUUGAAAUGAGGCCUGCAAGAUUCUCGAGGACUCUUAGCCAGGCACCUUUCACAGGCAAGGCAGUCACUCUGUUAGAGUGAGAAACACAUUUCAAAAUGCUUAUGAUAGAGAAAAUAUAAAUGUGAUGUUUUUCUGAUAGAAUCUGUUUUCUACACAAAGCUGUAUGAUUUUGGCACUGAAACCAAGCCCACAGGCACCCGUUUAUUCUUUCCUUUUAGUCUUUAAUCUCCUUGUGAAUUCUUUUCAAGCAUUCAGAUUAAUGUAUUUAUGGUCUAUUUUAUUCCAGUUCAUUUAAGUAGUCUGCCAUUGACUCUCCUAUGGGUUGUAUUUUUAAUGUAAUAUUUAGCUGGACUUUGAACAGCUUUAGAAGUGUAAUGUCUUUGAAUGCUCUAGUUAAAGAAAAAUUAUACCCUCAAAACAAUGUCUUAGAAGUUGAACUGUCUACUUUGGAAAUUAUGUCUAUAUUAUAAUUCCCCAAAGCAUCACAGGGUGCUUUCGUCUGUCUGUCUUCUACUUUCUGUGUAACAGUGUGUAUUUGUAUUUCCUCACUAGCUUGAAACUCUUCAGUCUGAAGGCCCAAGUAUGCAAACCCAUGAACGCUGUACCUCACCUGAGCAGCCCCACCAAGCUCAGAGGGGUUACUCCUGUGAGUAUAAUUGCUCACAGAAAGUAUCUGCAGAAACAGGCUUUCCUUUAGUAAUUGACUGUAGUUGUGAGGACACAUGGUUAAUAACAGCACCAAGACACCAAUAAAUGGGGUCAGUGUUUAUUAAGAUGUGGACACAUUUAUCUGCAAGUUAUUUGACGUUAACCUAAAUUAUUGCUAUUAUAAUGCAGUAUGUUAUUUCUUAUGAAAACACACUAGUCCUGUGAAAGGGUAGUUGCCAAAAAAUGUGUCAAGUCUUGCUGCUUUAUUGUAUAUUUGCAUUUAGUAUACAUUUUGGUUGUUGAAGUGAAGCUAGUUUCAUAGAGAGGCAGAAAGCUAGAUCAGUCAAAAACAAAAAGCUCCAUACUGUACAUUGAGUUUUGCAACUAGACUAGUAUGUGUGUUCAGAUGUAGUAUUUUUUAUGCUUUAGAGUAUUUUUUGUUUAAUAUGUAAAGGAAUAAGCCGAUUACUUUGAAAUGCUAUUGUAGAGCUAAUAUUACACAUAGUGGGGGAAUGUUGUCUGAAAAAUUAAUAUUAGAAAACAUUACAUAGGCUGCCUUUGGCUUUAUGUUGUUUGGAGCAGGUCCAGCAGGUAUCUGUCGACUCCAGAUGCUUAAGCCAGUGGCCAACUUUGUGUGGCAUCUUGUAACCGAAGAAGGUUUUUUCCAGUGAUAAAGUUGUCUGUCUGUCUGGACUUUAAGUAAGAUUGUUGGCUAAACAAAAGCAUAAAGGCAGCAAACUUAGGUAUUUUUUGUGCAUGCACAAUUGCAUGAAAUAGGAUUGGAGCUUCAAAGUAUUUUAAAUCAUUUAGCAUAAUUUACUGUUGUUGCAACUCCACUGACUACAGUUAAAUUAAACCAAGAAUUUGACCUGUAAGUCUACAAAUUUCAGUGUCAGGCAGCUCAGGUCUAUAUAAAGAUACCCAAGCUUAGUAAAUCAGCAAGAAUACUAUAUAAAUGGUAAUGUGUGAUAAAAAACAUUAACUCUAGUAACAUUAUUUCUCUCAAAAUUUCUGUUCAUUACUCUUUUAUACAAAAGUUCAGAAGUGCACUUCUUAGUGGCAUUAGGAUAUAUGGAGAAAAGUGUGAUGCUGGUACAGAAACGUAUCAGAAAUGAGAUUUAGUUCUUACUGCUCUAGACACUCCAUGUGUGCCUACCUUACACGUUACAAAAUUCACGGAAGUCAACAUAAGACAUGGAGAAAGUUAAGCCUGUUUGUAACUCUCAUGGAUUACCGGUUUCAGAAUCUGCAAGAUAAGUUAUGUUCUCAAAAGGCAUUAUGGAAACUUUUCAGGUUUACAGAAUACUAUGAACAGUAAGGACAGCUUCCAAGACACAUCCAGAGUUUAUUAAUGGAUAUUAUAUCAGACCAACAUCCAUUAGCAAACCAAAAUCUGUCUCAGUACCUUUGUUUCUGAGUAUGAUUUUACAAAAAACUAAUAUGAAAACAUUAAAACAGCCUCUAAUGCUGUUUGACUUUUUUUUCCCCCUUUUUUGUAAUAAAAUAUCAUUUGCUCUGGAGGUGUCUAGGAUUUGAUAAUUCCAGGAAAACAUGCAAAGCAGUUUCAAAUUUAUUAUUAUUAUUAUUCACCUUAGGGCAUAUACUUACUCAGCUGGUGAAAAUCAGCAUAGUCCUGUUGACUUCUGCAGCAUUAUAUCAGCUUAUACCAGUGAAAGAGCUGGCAUGUCGAGUUUCAGCAUUUCAAGUCACUUUACCUACAUAUGCAGUAGGACUUUCUUUUGCAAGGUGGAAAGUUACCUAUGGUGCAAACUGUACUACCUAGACUACCAUUGUUACCUGCUCACAGGACAUGAUUUCACUGUAUCACUUCAUACUUGAAAUUCAAGAUGUUAUUUUAAUCAGGGUACAAACAUGAAAAGGUGCAUGUGUUACUGUUUCUUUUAAAGGUGCAUCGUUUUUUUUUUUUAUUCUGUUGUGCUUAAUAGUUACUAUUCAGUGUUCUUUACAUUCUUUGCUUUCAGCAUUAAAAUCACCUAUUAGGGAAACACAGUAUCACCUACAGAGGUACAGAAAAAUGUAAGUGAUUUCCUGAAUUGUUACUCAAGUAUACUGGUUGAACUUUUAGUCACCAGUAUGACAUCAAGGGGCUACAACAUGCAAACUGUGGUAUAUAAAAGUAUUGCACCAUUGCUGUAUGCGAAAUCUUGCAGCCUCUCGCCUCUUCUUGCAUAGCUGCUGAUUACCAUGUGCGCAUUGGAAAAAAAAUGGUGUUUGUGCUGUACAAAAUGGCUGGGCAAUAAUGCAGACACUUCAGAAACUCUAGAGCUGCUUUUGCAAGCUUUCAAACCAAGCCCCUUGGCCUGACCGCCUGCCUGCUCCCCAGCCCAAAUCUCACCCUGCGGGGCUUCCCACUUAAGAACACCCUCCGCUGGGGCUGCUUUACGUUGACUGCAUUGAAGUUCAUCGGAGCAUGCACCUUACCAUAUAGCAUAUCCUUUCGUUUUUACAAGUCUGUAAAGAUGGUUGACUGCAAAAAUAAUCAUGUGUCAAUACAGCAAAUGAAAUUAAGGCACACAGAAGGUGAUCAAUGUUGUAUUAUAUCAGAAUUACAGUCCUUUGGAACUGAACGUUUUGCUGCUGGCAGUGCAAGAAAAGCAAAGUUGUGUAUUUAUUGUUGGCUGCUGAGGGCUCAGUAUGAAAAUCGAUAUAAUAAAAAUGUUCACGGUGUCAAGCUCUUUUUAGUUGUUCCCAAAUUAUUGGAAAGUAAAAAGGCAAAAAAAUAGUUUUGUAUUUAAAACUUCUUUCCUGAGGUUUACUUCACCUUUCUAGCUAUAUUUUUCUUUUAUCUAAAAAUGUAAAAUGAAUACAAAUGCAGUAAGUAUUGUAUAUUAAAUACGGAAAAAUAGCAA
Columba livia (rock pigeon) is the source of this 15441-nucleotide messenger RNA. It is a transcript of the gene CDK6, whose product is annotated as cyclin dependent kinase 6. NCBI's taxonomy places the organism in Eukaryota, Metazoa, Chordata, Aves, Columbiformes, Columbidae. Gene Ontology annotation, molecular function: cyclin-dependent protein serine/threonine kinase activity; ATP binding; cyclin binding. The transcript is spliced from 9 exons. The record is from RefSeq and is a predicted model, not a curated record. Bases 1084 to 2064 code for a protein of 326 amino acids. Gene Ontology annotation, cellular component: nucleus; cytoplasm; cyclin-dependent protein kinase holoenzyme complex. Gene Ontology annotation, biological process: protein phosphorylation; regulation of gene expression; regulation of cell population proliferation.